This is a messenger RNA of Pochonia chlamydosporia 170, 336 nucleotides long. RefSeq lists its product as hypothetical. Lineage: Eukaryota; Fungi; Ascomycota; Sordariomycetes; Hypocreales; Clavicipitaceae. The transcript has a single exon. The record is from RefSeq and is a predicted model, not a curated record. Bases 1 to 336 code for a protein of 111 amino acids.
AUGGUACAGAGUCUUACAAACGCACCACUGAUUUGCAGGGUUGUCAGCGUUCCUGGGUCGUGGGUGCCAUCACCGACCGAUACAGAGAGUCACCAGGAGCAGCCUUGGGGUCUGCAGAGAGCUAGAAUACGCAACGAGCCGAGGGCGGGAAUACUGCGGACUGUCGAAACGCCCGAGUUAGCUGUCGAUGAGAUGAUUUUGCAAGUGCCGGCGGCCCCCAACCUUUGUUGGUCGAAGAAGAGGCGUACGGCGCCCCGUCAUUUCUGGUCUGGUUCGACAGGUUUUUGGUUGAAGCGGGCGCAAUGGCAAUGGGUGCGCCCAUUGCUGCAUACUUGA